This is a messenger RNA of Thamnophis elegans (Western terrestrial garter snake), 2439 nucleotides long. It is a transcript of the gene MINPP1, whose product is annotated as multiple inositol-polyphosphate phosphatase 1. Lineage: Eukaryota; Metazoa; Chordata; Lepidosauria; Squamata; Natricidae. Gene Ontology annotation, molecular function: acid phosphatase activity; inositol phosphate phosphatase activity. The record is from RefSeq and is a predicted model, not a curated record. The coding region runs from base 55 to 1494 and encodes 479 amino acids. The transcript is spliced from 5 exons.
UGGGGUGGGGGGGACAAAAGGGAGGCGAGCGGCGGCGGCGGCGAGGACUCCGCCAUGGGCUGCCCAGGGACCCGCCCGGUCUCCGUCCCGAUGCUGAUGCCGCUGCUGCUGCUGCUGCUGCCGCUCCUCCUGGUCAACGGGGAGCAGCGAGCCGAGCUGCUGAGCCCCUUUUUCGGCACCAAAUCCCGCUACGAAGAGCUGCACCCGCACCUCCUCCGGGACCCGCUGUCGCUCGGGCGGCCGCUCUCGGGUUUCCCGCUGCCGCCGGCUUCCUGCACCCCGCUCCAGCUCAGCGCCGUGGUCCGCCACGGCACGCGCUUCCCCACCCGCAAGCAGAUCGAGAAGCUGGCGCGCCUGCACGGCCUCCUCGUCCACCAACGGGGCGACGGCAGCGGUAGCAGCGGCGGGCGGUGCUCGGUGGCGGAGCGCCUGUCGGGAUGGGAGAUGUGGUACCAGCCGGAGGUGGACGGGAAGCUGGCGCCCAAGGGCUCCCGCGACAUGAGCUCCCUGGCGAAGCGCCUGGCCUCCCGCUUCCCCAGCUUGCUGGCUCCCGGUCGGCGCCUGGCCUUCACCAGCAGCUCCAAGCACCGGUGCGUGGAGAGCAGCGACGCCUUCCGCGAAGGGCUCCGCCAGGCGCUCUACGGGCGGGUGAGCGAGGGCAGGAAAAACGUUACCUUGACAGAAACAUUUGAAAUCAAUGAUAAAUUGAUGAGAUUUUUUGAUCACUGUGAAAAAUUUGUACGAGACGUUGAAGACAACGACACGGCCAUGUCUGAGGUUGACGCCUUUAAGGAAAGCCCUGAGAUGAUGAAGAUAGUGAAGAAAACCACACGUACUUUGUGUCUACAAGCAGAAGACUUAAAUGCAGAUUUGGUCCAAGUGGCGUUUUAUGCUUGCUCUUUUGGACUAAGUAUAAAAAACAUUAGCUCCCCCUGGUGUUCACUGUUCAACAAAGAAGAUGCAAAGGCCCUUGAGUAUCUGAAUGAUCUCAAACAGUAUUGGAAGAGAGCCUACGGAUAUAAUAUUAACAGUCAGUCCAGCUGCAUCCUUUUCCAAGAUAUCUUCAAAAAUUUGGACCAGGCAGUUUCAGAGAGUAAAAGGUCAAAACCUAUUUCUUCGCCGGUGAUCAUCCAAUUUGGACACGCAGAGACUCUUCAGCCACUUCUCUCACUCAUGGGCUAUUUUAAAGACAAAGUGCCUCUUAACGCCAGCAACUAUCGCCAUCAGUCAAAACGCAAGUUCCGUACCGGCCGUAUCGUCCCUUAUGCCGCCAACCUGUUAUUUGUGCUUUAUCAUUGUGAGCAGGCUAAGUCUCCUAAAGACGAAUAUAAGGUUCAGAUUCUUCUCAACGAAAAGCUGCUGCCUUUUACGUACUCGGGGAAAAAAGUUUCUUUGUACAGCAAACUGAAAAACCAUUAUCAAUUUUCCCUUCAGAAUUGUGAGUUUGCCAAAGUGUGCAGCAUCGAUGAAAAAUGUCCUCGCAUUAAUUCGUGAUAAAGGAACAUCAAAAAGAUCACCAAUGUUUCGGCGUCUGCAUAUUUUUUGGCAAAUAGUAAUAUUUUUGUUUGGGGUUGUUAAGACUUGGUGCACUGCCGAUGCUGCGGUGUUUUAAAAAAUCCUUAAAUGUACAUUUGCAAUUUUUAAUAGCGGCAUCAAACUUGGAGCCUUGAAAGAAAGGCAUUACCGGAUAUUUCCAAAGCUUGAAACAAACAGAUGAAGUUGCUCUGUUCAUGAAAAAUAACUCACUCUCUCUCUCUCCCGUUCCUAAAUCAGGAACGAUUGAAAAGUAAUGAUGUGCUCUUCCACAUUCAGCGUACUCCAUUGUGCUGGCUGCAGUCUAUUGUGAAUAGUUCCAGAGUUAAUGAAAAUGAAAAAUGGUUGCUGGAAUGCUACCUUCUAAAAAAAAAAGGGGGGGGGGAUGGAUUUCAACAAGUAUUUCUUACUUUCAAUUCCAAGGGACUUUCACGUAUUCCUGUUAAUCUCAGGGGACUUUUGAGGCCUUGUGAAUUGCUUAUUGCCUAUUUAUUUCAAAGGUUUAGGAUACAUUUGGGCAGCACGGUGGUAACUGACCAUUCCAUGGUGUAAUCAUUUAUUUCUAAUAGUAGACUUUAUCCAGUAAUAAUGUUCAUCUUCUAGAACCAGAAAAAGAAGGCUUGUGAACUUGCCAUUUGGACAAAGGCCCUUUCAGUAUUUAACUAUUCCAAUUGUCUUUCUUCUGUAUUCAUAUUGAAGGUGAAGAUUUAGAGGAUUUCAUUCCAGAUCCAAAAAGAUAAAGUCAUUAGUGUGCAUCCAAAACCUGAAAAAUGACCUGGAAUUGAAUCUGUUUUAGGUGUGAAAGAGAGGAAUGAGAAAUGUCUUACCAUUCUAACUCGGAAACAUCAUUUCAAACUUCCAAAUACAACAUCAGCCUUUUGAAAUAAAAUCUAUUUUGCUUGUGUA